AUGAUUGUGGUUCAGCCUGAUAAGGUUCAGCCUGAUGAGGUUCAGCCUGAUGUGGUUCAGCCUGAUGAGGUUCAGCCUGAUGAGGUUCAGCCUGAUGUGUUUCAGCAUGAUGUGGUUCAGCCUGAUAAGGUUCAGCCUGAUGUGGUUCAGCCUGAUGUGGUUCAGCCUGAUGUGUUGAUGUUUGCAGGAGGAUUCAUUCACCUAGCAGAGGCCAGUCCCCCGCAGGCAGAGGCCAGCCCCGCAGCAGAGGCCAGUCCCCCGCAGGCAGAGGCCAGUCCGCCUAGCAGAGUUACAGUCUGCCCUGUCAGAGGCAGUCCCCCCAGGCAGAGGCCAGUCCCCCGCAGCAGAGGCCAUCCCCCGCAGCAGAGGCCAUCCCCAGCAGAGACCAUCCCCCGCAGGCAGAGACCAGUCCCCCGCAGGCAGAGACCAGUCCCCCGCAGGCAAGGCCAGUCCCCCCCAGGCAGAGACCAGUCCCCCCAGGCAGAGGCCAGUCCCCCGGCAGCAGAGGCAGAGUCCAGUCCCCCCCAGGCAGAGUCCAGUCCCCCAGCAGAGACCGUCCCCCCAGGCAGAGACCAGUCCCCCCAGGCAGAAGCCAGUUCCCCCCCAGGCAGAGCCAGUCGCCCCAGCAGAGGACAGUCGCCCCGAGAGAAUCCGCCCAGCAGUCCCAGCGCAGGGCAGAGCCAUCGCCCUAGGCAGAGGCCAGUCCCCCCAGUCAGAGGCAGUCCCCCGCGCAGAGACCAGUCCCCGCAGGCAGAGUCCAUCUUCCUAGCAGGUCCAGUCCCCCCCAGCAGAGUCCAGUCCCCCGAGGCAGAAGCCAGUCCCCCCCCAGGCAGAGACCAGUCCCCCCCAGGCAGAGCCAGUCCCCCCCAGGCAGAGGCCAGUCCGCCCCAGGCAGAGGACCAGUCCGCCCCAGGCAGAGAGACCAGUCCGCCCAGGGCAGAGUCCAGUCUGCCCUUAGCAGAAUCCCAGUCUCCCCAGCAGCGGCCUAGAUCCCCCCCGCAGCAGAGACCAAGUCCCCGCAGCAGAGGCCCAGUCCGCCCUAGGCAGAGUUCAGUCUGCCCUAGGCCAGAGGCCCAGUCCCCCGCAGGAGAGGCCAGUCCCGCCGCAGGCAGGAGGCCAGUCCCCCGCAGGCAGAAGGCCAGUCCCCCCAGGCCAGAGACCAGUGCCCCCGCAGGCAGAGACCAGUCCCCCCGCAGGCAGAGGCCAGCCACCCCAGGCAAGACCAGUCCCCCCCAGGCAGAGGCCAGUCCCCCCACAAGGCAGAGACCAGUCCGCCCCAGGCAGAGUCCAGUCCGCCCUAGGCAGAGUCCAGUCUGCCCUAGGCAGAGUCCAGUCUGCCCUAGGCAGAGGCCAGUCCCCCCCAGGCAGAGGCCAGUCCCCCGCAGGCAGAGACCAGUCCGCCCCAGGCAGAGGCCAGUCCGCCCCAGGCAGAAGCCAGCUCCCCACAUCCUAUUUUAG
This is a messenger RNA of Salvelinus sp. IW2-2015, 1458 nucleotides long. RefSeq lists its product as uncharacterized. The record is from RefSeq and is a predicted model, not a curated record. NCBI's taxonomy places the organism in Eukaryota, Metazoa, Chordata, Actinopteri, Salmoniformes, Salmonidae. The transcript is spliced from 3 exons. Bases 1 to 1458 code for a protein of 485 amino acids.